Pelobates cultripes (western spadefoot toad) is the source of this 8123-nucleotide messenger RNA. Lineage: Eukaryota; Metazoa; Chordata; Amphibia; Anura; Pelobatidae. The record is from the annotation of a GenBank genome assembly.
CCAUUACUGAGUCCCUUCUUCUCACUGUAAUGUCCUAUGAUCGAUAUUUGGCCAUCUGUCACCCACUGAGAUAUUCCUCUAUUAUGGACCUGAAACAUUGUGUUUAUCUUGUUAUUCCUCCCUGGCUACUGGGUUUGCUCUUUGCACUGCCCCAUAAUAUUAUUUUAAGUCAAAUGACAUUUUGUGAGUCAAAUACUAUUAACCAUUUUUACUGUGAUUUGGUUCCCCUUCUUAAACUGUCUUGUUCAAGUACGUUAGCUAAUGAAAUAGUGAUCAUUAUAUUGUCUUUUCCAGUAACUUUGUGUCCAUUAAUAAUUAUAACAUGGACUUACAUUAGUAUUUUAUUAACAAUUCUUCAUAUCUCUGCCACCACCGGGAAACAGAAAGCCUUCUCCACCUGCAGCUCCCACCUGACCGUCGUAUGUCUAUAUUACGGUACACUAGCAUUUAAUUAUCUGUUUCCCUCUAAAGAAGAAUACUUGGGCCUUCAAAAGUUAUUUUCUGUGCUUUACACUGUAGUCACCCCGUUAUUAAACCCAAUUAUAUACAGUCUGCGGAAUAAGCAGAUCAGAGGAGAAAUAAUGAAAUUUGUCUUCAGGAGGAAAAAUAAAUAAAAAAACAGAUGUAUGUACAGUGUAUGAUGUUUUUAAGCACAACACAUUAUAGUACUAUGUGUUAUAUUAAGGAAGAAGAUGUACAAACGUAGUUUCAAGUCAAAUGAUCCCGACAAUCUGACCGGUUUGGCAGAAUACAGAAAAUUCAGCUUGGCCAAACUAUUUUAUAGUCAGAUGUUGGUUGGGUUUGGAGAAAUGGAGAUCCUCAUUUGGAAACUGAAUCAGGAGAGUAAAAAGAGUGCAAAAAUAGGUCAAUCAAUGUGCUGCAAAUUAAAAACUAAAUAAACAAAAUGAAUAAACAUAAAACGUAAAAAUAAAAAAAAAACCUCCGAACACUCAAUCGGCCCAAAUUCAGCCACAUUGCAGUUCACCCUAAAAUGACAAAGUCUAGAGGUGAAGAGAAUAGGAAGGGUCCCUGCACUUUUUAUUAUAUUACACAUUGCAAGUGUUUUGAAUCUGGACUUUUCAAAUAUAAAGAGAUGUAAGAAAAUAUGUUUGAAAUAUACCUGUUAAUAAAGAAAGAGAACUCAAAAAUUCAAACAGUGGGGAGUACAAGAUGCUCAGAGGCAGGAGAGAGGAGAGGGGAUCAAGACUGGGCCUUCUAGUAUAACCACAGAAAGGAAGAUAGGUGCGUUAAACAUUAAACAUUAAAUAUACUAGUUAGGAUUUCUCAACCAUUUGAAAUUUAAGGUAAAAAAAGAACUGGAAGCAAAUCUCUAUAUUAUAGACCUGUGAGCUUAACUUCUGUGGCUGGUAAAAUAUUUGAAAGGUUAUUAAGGGAUAAUAUUCAAGAAUUCCUUGAGAAGAAUAUGGUUAUCAGCCAGCAAAAAUCAGCACGGUUUUAUGUAGCACAGGUCAUGUCAAACUAACUUGAUUGCGUUCUACGAAGUAGUAAGUAGAAGUAUAGAUCAGGGUGUUGCUGUGGAUGUGAUCUUUUUGGAUUUUGCCAAGGCAUUUGAUACAGUUCCACACAAUAGAUUAGUGUUCAAACUCAAGGAAAUCGGUCUAGAUGAAAAUGCUUGUUCUUGGGUAGGACAUUUGCAAACAGAGUACAAAGAGUUGUCAUUAAUGGUAAAUUUUCAAGCUGGACAGAGAUGGCAAGUGGUGUCUCUCAGGGGUCUGUUCUGGGACCCCUUCUAUUUAACAUGUUUAUAAAUGAUCUUGAAGACAGCAUUGAAAGUCAUGUUUCAGUGUUUGCAGAUGACACAAAACUUUGUAAAAUAAUACAAUGUGAGCAAGAUAUUACUUUGCUGCAGAGGGAUUUAGAUAGACUGGGGGACUGGGUACUCAAAUGGCAGAUGAAAUGUAAUGUUGAAAAAUGCAAAGUUAUGCACUUCGGCGUAAAGAAUACACAAGCAACGUAUACUCUUAAUGGAAGUGAAUUAGGGAUAACAACACAUGAAAAGGACUUGGGAAUUGUUAUAGACAACAAACUAUGCAACAAUGUACAAUGUCAAUCAGCAGUGGCCAAGGCCAGUAAGGUGUUGUCAUGCAUGAAAAAGGGCAUUCAUUUUUGGGACGAGAAUAUAAUUUUGCCUCUUUAUAAAUCACUGGUAAGACCCCAUAUUGAAUAUGCUGUGCAAUUUUGGGUACCUGUUCUAAAGAAGGAUAUUAUGGCACUAGAAAAAGUGCAGAGGCGGGCUACAAAAUGAAUAAAAGGAAUGGAACAUAUCGGCUAUGAAGAAAGGUUAACAAAUUUAAACCUAUUUAGUUUAGAAAAACGUCGCCUGAGAGGGUAUAUGAUAACAUUAUACAAAUAUAUUCGGGCCAAUACAAACCAUUGUGUGGAAAUAUAUUCACAAACCGGACUUUACAUAGGAUACGAGGCCAUGCGUUUAGACUGGAAGAAAGAAUAUUUUGUCUAAGGCAAAGGAAAGGUUUUUUUACUGUAAGAACAAUCAGGAUGUGGAAUUCUCUGCCUGAAGAAGUGGUUUUAUCAGAGUCCAUACAGACCAGUUCAAACAGCUACUAGAUGCAUACUUGCAAAAACAGAAUAUUCAAGGAUAUAAUCUUUCAAUGUAGGGUAAUAACUGCUUGAUCCAAGGAUAAAUUAGACUGCCAUUCUGGGGUCAAGAAGGAAUUUUUUUCCUAGCUUGUUGCAAAAUUGUGCUUCAAACUGGGUUUUUCUUGCCUUCUUUUGGAUCAACAGCAAAAAACAAAUGUGAGGUAGGCUGAACUCGAUGGACCCAAGUCUCUUUUCAGCUAUGUAACUAUGUAACUAUGUAAAUCUGACAUUGACAUUUUAUUCUAUUGUGGCUGUAUCUGGUUUUAACAUCUGUCUAGUGAAUAAACCUUUUUUAGUCAUACGCAUGUUACACACAAACUACAUCAGUGAAAACAAUGACAAUACAAAACAAGAUUAGUUUUUAUUUUCUGUUUGUUUCUAAAACACAUUUUUUUUUAUUAUUAAGUUUGGACAGGAGUUAGAUAAAGCUGUAUUUUGAUCACUUCUUGAUAGAUAAAAAUACCCCAAAUAAGAACUUUCGGUGCAUCUAACAUUUUAGACUAAUUUUGGCAGACUGCCUUCUAAAUAUAUUUGAUUUAUAUUACUAGUUACUUGGCUUCAGCCAUCUUGUUAGCUAUAAAUUGAUUUACUUACUAUUUUUCUCUUUAGACAUUUUAUAGGAACUUUACUUUUGGAACAUUUUUAUUUCUGCAACAAAUCUUAGGAGGAGCAGAUCACUUGAGAGGAGAACCACGAGAACUGUGUGAAUAGAGAUACAAUAUACACUUCAUAAAUGUUACUAUACACCAUUGGAACCAUCCACAAUGUACACUAUAUGAAUAUGAAUGUAUUGGGGCACACCUCUUAAUUAUCGAAUCUACGUGUUUCAAUCAGGCCCAUUGCCACAGGUGUAUAACGUCAAGCUCCUAGCCAUGCUGUCUGCAUUUACAAACUUUGUUCAGCUAAGUGAAUUCAAGUUGUCAGGAUAUUUAUAUUGGCAGACAUUUUGCACUAAGAUAGAAAUUAAAAGUGUAUAUUGCCAGAGUCACUCAGAACAGAGCGGACUCCAUUUUGGAUUUCAGGCAAGACAGACACAAAAUUUCUUUCCUUUCUGCAACUAGCCACUAGCCUGAGCUAAGGAAUGCAUUAUGUAAACAAGCCAAGUGAUAAGCAAUGAAGCAGGGGGAUGGAAUGCUCUGUUUAAAUGUUAAUGGAAUAGAAAUAAUUUUAAACACAGACACCAGUGACAGAGAAGACUCAGUAAUUAAUUUUACUUUCUUAAUCUUACAAGGUCCCAUUGUAAGUAAGGGGUGAAAUUGAGUUUAGAACUGUCAAUUUUAGAAAUUACAACAGGAAUUGUCGACGCACUGUCUGGAGAAAAUCCAAAGAAACGCUUUGAACUGACAGCAAAUUUAAGUUAUGGUAGUCAUUUUAGAUAAGCCAAAUGACAUCAAAAUUGUCAUCAGGAAAAGUUAACUCUUUCCUGGAUAGGAAAGUUUAAUGAGGUAAUUAUGCCCUCUAUUGACCAAAUACUCUAUAAUACUAGAUAACGUUGACACACCUACAGUUUCCUAUUGGCCUUAUCAACUAAUGACGUACAGAGAGUCUGGCCUUUUAAAAGUUAAGACAAAGGGAAGAGAGAGGGUAGUUUGGGCAUUCAGAUUUGGAUAUUCAGAGAGAUCCAGGACAGAUAUUCAGGACACUCUGGGUCUAACACUCAACUCUCAAACUCUCUUGGACACAACUCAAGAAACACUCCUUAACACUUUGAAUUUUACUCUUACUUUCUAACCAACAUCACUUUUCUCUAUUACUUACACACCUCCAUACAACCAAUCAUACUCGCAUUCAAGUUCCUGGGACUACCUUCUCAUCCGAUGAGAACAUCUACAUCAUAAUUAUGCUGGUUUUAUUUAAUUAAUCUAAAUUAAUUAAAAUCUAUUAAUAGCAUGUGUAACGGCUACCCAGGUUGUAAGGGGGUAUCAGCCGUUAGAGAUGUCCUAUUCCUGGCAAGCUGCUGUGUAGUAAUGGAGUUUCUUAUUCCCAUCCACGAGAUCCAAGAGUAAAGUCAGGCAUAGUUGUAAAAUGGAGCAAGGUAAUUGUGCAGUAAAUCCCCUUCUAAGAACAAGACGAGGCUACGUUUUGAAGGGUCAAGCAGAACUAACUUUUAUUGACAGGGAUUCUCCUUUUAUGCAAUUCUGCCCUUGGGAGGGCGACACCUACAUAAUUAGUACAAUACCCAAUCACAAACAUGGUACAUCCCACACGUCUCCUCCCCUCAGAUAAACAGUUAACAUAAUUAUUAUACACACAUUUUUACCCAAGUUUUGGAUGUACCCCAAAUACUGGGGGUACACCCUUAAAUUCAGUAUCCCCAGAUAGCCCUCAUCUAGGGGAACAACAUAGUGAAAAAUCAUCCCAUUCGGUGAAAGCUUUCGGGAGUUAUGGGACUUUAAAGUUUUGACCGACCGCAUAGGCACACUAGCCAAAAAUAGUUCCAUAAGUUUUGGCCUUGCGGUCGGUCCUCGUUCGUGCGAUGAAAAGGCACGAAAAUCCUGCCAUCCGUAUGCAUCUUGUUGAUCGCUGAAAUCCCCGCACGUAUUAUAUCCUUUCUACCGAACGGCCGAGCGUUUGGUAGUUUCAGCACGAAGUUAUGAGGUUAUGGAGGUCUCAGCGGUGUUCACCUAGGAUCUAAACAAAGGAUUUGUGCAUUACUCACAUGAAUGGUACAUGCCGGUCUGGGAGGUAAAAUACCACAUAAUUGGACAGCAGGGUGGUCCGGUGUUCGGCAGUUUGUAUUCGUCUUUUGUGCCUGCUGAGUCUCUACCGCAUGGAUUGCAUAAAUAGACGAAUACUCGCCACAUAAGUCCCGCACUGUGCUAUAAUAAUCCACCGAACCAGGUAAGUAUAUUCCCCUGUAUUAUUAGGCAUAGUUAUUGUCAAAUAUGUCCAGGCAGAAAGUACAGUUCUGUUACACUGCUCCCCUUUUGUGGAACACUUCGGCAGACCCGGAUUGAUCCUUUUCGGGUCAACUUGGGGCUGUCCGGUCGGCUGUCAGUGUAGAAGUUCGGUUUGCCUGGACAGUCCAUCCGCGUUUCCAUUGAACUUGCCAGGGCGGUAUUGGAUGGAGAAAUUGUAAGGUUGUAGGGCUAAGUUCCAUCUCAGCAAGCGUCCAUUGUCCCCAGCCACUCGGUUCAACCAUACCAGGGGAUUAUGGUCAGUGAUCAGGGUGAAUUCCUGACCAUACAGAUACGGUGUAAGUCUCUUUAGAGCCCAGACCAGGGCCAAACACUCCUUCUCCACUGCCGCGUAGCUCACUUCCCUGGGUAAUAACUUUCUACUCAGGUACGCGACAGGGUGUUCCCCUCCAUCAUCCCCGAUCUGGCUUAGAACUGCCCCCAGUCCAUACAUGGACGCAUCUGUGUGGAGACAAAUCUUUUGUUAGGGACGGGGGCAGACAAAACAGGUGCGUUGAUCAAAGCUUGCUUUAAUGCUUGGAAGGCUGUUUCACAGGCAGGAGACCACAGGACUAUUCUAGGCAAGUUCUUCUUAGUUAAGUCUGUCAGGGGUUUAACGAUGGCACUAUAGUCAGGGACAAAUUUCCUGUAAUACCCGGCCGUCCCUAAGAAUGCCAAUACUUGAGUCUUGGUGUGGGGUGUGGACCCCCUACAGAAUCUCUGAGUCAGUAAAGGAGGAGAUGAGGAAGGAAAUCCAGGAGAUGUUGAGGAGAUGUUGAGACUAGGGGUCAUAGAGCCGUCCGAUAGCCCCUGUGCCUCACCAGUUGUCCUGGUACUAAAAAAGGAUGGAACUACCAGGUUCUGUGUGGACUAUAGGCGCCUCAAUGAACGUACAGUGAUGGAUGCCUACCCCAUGGGGUAGGCUGGGGUGUCCCAAGCUAGGGGUCUCUCUACCGUAGUGGGGCUAAGAGUCGGUUCUUUUCUUACCUGGGUCUCCCAGCCUGUGGUAGGAUCAUCUGCGGUAUGGGUCUGUGAAUGGGUGGUCACGGGACAAGCAGCAGCAGCUGUGGGUAAAUAGGCCAAAGCCAGAGGGCCAAUGUCGUUGCCCAACACGACUUCGGCAGGCAGGUUGUCCAUGAUGCCCACCGUGACUUUUCCCGACCUGACUCCCCAGUCCAGGUGUACCCGGGCCGUGGGUAAGCGAAACACAGCCCCCCUGCGACACGGACAGCAACUGUGCGAUUGGAUAAAUGCUCUGGUUUUACCAAAUGCCUUUGCAUCAGGGUGAUGGUAGCCCCGGUAUCUCUUAAGCCUUGUGCUACCUGUCCAUUCACGCGUACCUCCUGGUGAUGAUGCUGGCGGUUAUCUGGGGAGGCAGCUUGUGUCGGGUCUGCCUCAUAUAAGAUACCCAGGGACGUGGUGAGGUGACCUCUGCGUUGGGUGCUGUGCGUCUCCAAUUAUUAGCUGCUGAUCCCAAAGGGCAGUAACGAGCAAUAUGUCCAGUGUUGCUGCAGCGAUGGCAAGUUGUCCUAGACAAAUCCCGGGGGUAGUUGUUAGACCCCUGACGGCGUGGCGGCCCUGGGGGAACAGGAACCCAGAACUCGGGGGGGGGUUGCUGUUUGGGGUAUGAGGUUCUACCUUAUGCGCUGGUCGUGGAGUACCCUAGCUCACUUUCCUAGUUUCGGCGUACUCAUCCGCCAGCCGAGCCGCCUCGUUUGGGUUAGCGGAGCGACGGUCUCAUACCCAGUCCUUUAGAUCAGCUGACAAAUCUUAGAAGAAAUGUUCCAGUAAAAAACAAUUGUAACACUUCCUCUCUGGUGUUAGCAUUACACCUUCGUACCCAAUGUGAUGCCACCCUUUGUAACCGAUUUGCCCAUUCCAUGUGGUAAUCCACAGCCUUUUUCUUGGACUCCUGGAAGCGGCGGCGGUACGUUUCUGGGGUUACGGCAUACCUGGUUAGCAGUGUGUCUUUUACCUGUUGAUAGUGUAGAAUAUCCUCUGGGGUAAGAGCCCGAAAGGCCUCGUUUGCUUUGCCCGAUAAUUUCGCGGACAAGAUAGUGACCCACUGCUCUGGUGGUACUUGAUGUAGUGAGCACUGCCUCUCAAAAUCAGCCAAAUAUCCAUCAAUCUCUUCUUCACUUUCCACAAAUGCUUUAAAUGCAGUAAAGGGUACUUUCUUUACUGCAGUAGCGGGUGGGGGAGUAUGAACUGUUUGUGUGGUGGGCUGUUUAGCUCUUACCAGCUCAAUUCCGUGUCCCCUCUUUUCCCGAAUUUCCACUCUCACUUCAAGGAACAGACGUUCAAUCAGUUCCACUGAAGUCGCUGGGUACAUAGAUAACCUCCUCUGUACAAUACUGGUAACUUCAUCCUCCUCGCUGGCAGGAGCAAGUUGCCGUGACCUCCAUGGAUCUAUCCAUUUCUUCCAGCUCCAGCAGGUCAGCUAUCAGCUCUCUUCGGGGUUUGUUACUGGCACUCCUUCCCCGAGCCUCCACUAGAUCUUUCAGUGUGGGUCUCUUCAGUCUGGCGUACUGAGACUCCAUUCAGCACUUGCUCUGUGGAUGAAAGGACCAUCCCACCGCUGCCACCAAUGUAACGGCUACCCAGGUU